Molecule: messenger RNA, 696 nt
Organism: Pyrus x bretschneideri (Chinese white pear)
Lineage: Eukaryota; Viridiplantae; Streptophyta; Magnoliopsida; Rosales; Rosaceae
Product: extensin-like
Exons: 1
Coding region: 1-696 (231 amino acids)
Source: RefSeq, a predicted model, not a curated record
AUGUGCUAUGUGGGAAAAGCAACAAAGAUCUUCAUUUUUUUGGUGACAGUGUUGGUAGUGUUCGGGCUGGUUUUCGGAUUAGGCGUUCUCCGCCACGGCCUCCAUAAAUCCCACAAAUGCUCCGCCGAUUCGGAUUCCUGCAGCCCUCUCCCCUUCCCACCAAUUCAAUUCCCUAACCCCAGUUCCGGUUCGAACCAGCCCAGCUCACCAAAUCCCGAUCCAACUCUGACCCAGCCCAGCCCACCUAACGCCAAUUUCAACCCGCCUCCGCCGCCCAACCCAGAUUUAACCCCGUCUCCGCCGACGUCAACUUCAAGCCCGCCUCCUCCAACUCCGCCGACAACAAUUCUAAGCCCACCUCCGCCAACUCCGCCGACAUCAAUUCUGAGGCCACCUCCGCCAACAUCAAUUCUAAGCCCACCUCCGCCAACUCCACCGACAUCAAUUCUGAGGCCACCUCCGCCGACAUCAAUUCUAAGCCCACCUCCGCCAACUCCGCCGACAUCAAUUCUGUGGCCACCUCCGCCGUCAUCAAUUCUGAGUCCACCUCCGCCGACAUCAAUUCUGAGUCCACCUCCGCCUAACCCAACUUCCAAUCCGCCAUCUUUUCAGCCGUCUCCGCCAGCUACAAAGGCGGCGCCGCCGUUCAAUCCGCCAAGUGAAGCCCAGGUGACUGCAGGUCCUGCCCGUGUUUAG